This is a messenger RNA of Saimiri boliviensis boliviensis (Bolivian squirrel monkey), 4163 nucleotides long. It is a transcript of the gene SLC16A12, whose product is annotated as solute carrier family 16 member 12. Gene Ontology annotation, molecular function: transmembrane transporter activity. Lineage: Eukaryota; Metazoa; Chordata; Mammalia; Primates; Cebidae. The record is from RefSeq and is a predicted model, not a curated record. Gene Ontology annotation, biological process: creatine transmembrane transport.
UUGGCCAGGCUGGUGUCGAACUCCUGACUUCAGAUAACUCUGAAUGGGAUUUGAAGAAAGGCCCCAGAGGAUCUGUUAAAGUGGUGCAGAUGGGAAACAAGAUUAAUGCCUCAUGAUGGCGAGUAACCCAUGUGCCACAUAGCACUCUAUGCCAACCUUGAAUGCCAACAGGAAGUCACUAGACAGCAAACUCUUCGAACAUCAUAACUUAGUUGUUGGAGCAACCUGGAAAAGAAGAAGAAAAAAAAGCCAUGGCAAAAGUAAAUAGAACUCGGUCUACCUCCCCUCCAGAUGGAGGCUGGGGCUGGAUGAUUGUGGCUGGCUGUUUUCUUGUUACCAUCUGCACCCGGGCAGUUACAAGAUGUAUCUCAAUUUUUUUUGUGGAGUUCCAGACAUACUUCACUCAGGAUUAUGCACAAACGGCAUGGAUCCAUUCCAUUGUAGAUUGUGUGACCAUGCUCUGUGCUCCACUUGGGAGUGUUGUGAGUAACCAUUUAUCCUGUCAAGUGGGAAUCAUGCUGGGUGGCUUGCUUGCAUCUACUGGAUUCAUCCUGGGCUCAUUUGCCACAAGUCUGAAGCAUCUCUACCUCACUCUGGGAGUUCUUACAGGUCUUGGAUUUGCACUUUGUUACUCUCCAGCAAUUGCCAUGGUUGGCAAGUACUUCAAUAGACGGAAAGCCCUUGCUUAUGGGAUUGCCAUGUCAGGAAGUGGCAUUGGCACCUUCAUCCUGGCUCCUGUGGUUCAGCUCCUUAUUGAACAGUUUUCCUGGCGGGGAGCCUUACUCAUUCUUGGGGGCUUUGUCUUGAAUCUCUGUGUUUGUGGUGCCUUGAUGAGGCCAAUUACUCUUAAAGAGGACCACGCAACUCCAGAGCAGAACUAUGUCUGUAGAACUCAGAAAGAAGACUUGAAGCGGGUGUCUCCGUAUUCAUCUUUGACCAAAGAAUGGGCACAGACUUGCCUUUGUUGCUGUUUGCAGCAGGAGUAUAGGUUUUUACUGAUGUCAGACUUUGUUGUGCUGGCCAUCUCCGUUCUGUUUAUGGCUUAUGGCUGCAGCCCUCUCUUUGUGUACUUGGUGCCUUAUGCUUUGAGUGUUGGAGUGAGUCAUCAGCAAGCUGCUUUUCUUAUGUCCAUACUUGGAGUGAUUGACAUUAUUGGCAACAUCACAUUUGGAUGGCUGACCAACAGAAGGUGUCUGAAGAAUUACCACUAUAUUUGCUACCUCUUUGCUGUGGGAAUGGAUGGGUUCUGCUAUCUCUGCCUCCCAAUGCUUCAAAGUCUCCCUUUGCUCGUGCCUUUCUCUUGUACCUUUGGCUACUUUGAUGGUGCCUACGUGACCUUGAUCCCAGUAGUGACUGCAGAGAUAGUGGGGACCACCUCUUUGUCAUCAGCGCUUGGUGUGGUGUACUUCCUUCACGCAGUGCCGUACUUGGUGAGCCCACCCAUUGCAGGAUGGCUGGUAGAUACCACUGGCAGCUACACUGCAGCAUUCCUCCUUUGUGGAUUUUCAAUGAUAUUUAGCUCUGUGUUGCUUGGCUUUGCUAGACUUGUAAAGAGAAUGAGAAAAACCCAGCUGCAGUUCAUUGCCAAAGAAUCUGAUCCCAAGCUGCAGCUAUGGACCAAUGGAGCAGUGGCUUAUUCUGUGACAAGAGAAUUAGAUCAGAAACAUGGGGAGUCUGUGGCUACAGCAAUGCCUGGUUACAGUCCUACGUGACCAAUUACCUUGAGCCCCAGAAUCUUCAGGUUUGAGAGAGGUGGGGCCACUAGAUUCUUCAUGUUUCUGAAACUUUUUAUUUUGGCAGAAGUAUUAUCUUCCAAGGAAAUUAUUAUUGUUUCGUUACCAUAUUAAUAUUUAUAAGGGAAAAUAGCACAUAAUAAAGAAAGCUGGACUAUCCCAGAGGCUUCUCAUUUGGGAUUUGUACUCAUAACUGAACUCCUAUCUUUUGGUCAAUGAGCAUGGCUCUACAAGAAAUGUAAGGACACAACUGAUAUAAUUAGCUGUAAUUAGGGAAAAUUUCAAGGCAUAACCAAAGUAGAUGACACUGGGCAGCAGCUUUCAUCCAGUCUCAGCCCUUUCAUGUUCCCUCCUCAAAAAGAAAAUGGAAACAGUAACGUGUAGCUUUGCUUGCCUUGUUUGAUUUGGAGAAGGAAGAUCAGCUUGGGUGUGGUGGUAGAGAGCGAAGAUACCAUACCUUUUUCAUGAUGGAGUUUCUCAUUAGGGUUUGACUUGGGGUUGUUAAAGGAUACUCGAGAUUCUUCAAAAGGUGGUGACUAAUAUAGAAAGAAACUCAUUUUUUUUUCUCUUAGUCUUCCAGCCAGCCCUUGCCUCUGCUCAAGGGCAGACACCACUUUGAGAAUCCAGAUAAUUGUGGAAUGCCAUGAUUGGAAUAGAUCUUAAAGGGUGGCUGGUAAGAUCUAUUUGAUAUUGUCCACUGGAAAACUGAAAGCUCUUUUCCUAAGACUGAGUCCCAAGCUCUCACCUUUAUUACCAUCACUUAUAAUACUUACUCUAGUAUGUUAGCAGAACAUACUGAGGCACAAGGACAACCUCUCAAUCUUACCUGAAAUGUUAACAAUACCAAACUUCUCAUUUUUUACCUUUAGGGAAAAAGCUCUUAAACUGCAGACACAUUCCUGUGAGGAUGAAAAAAUGUUGGCAGUAUUCCAGUUGGGCAGGAAUUGAAUUCUUGAAUCAGCAGGUCUCUGGUGAGAGUUUUCUUUGCAGAUCAGACAUUUAGUUUCAUCACUGCCCAAAAGAGGAUUAGAGAGGGUCAGUUAUCUGAAAAAUAUUAUCCUAGAGAUAUUCUAAAGGUGAGAUUAUUUUCUCCCUGUGUUAAUUCUUGUUCCAUUGUCCACUGCUUUUCAUUUCUUUAUGGGUAAUAAUUAGAAAUCUACUUAUUAGAUUAGACAUUUAUUCACCCUCAAAUACUCUACUUUUCUAUGGUUUGGGAUAAUUUCUGAGUCUUCAGAUUGAAGAGGGAAGGGAGGGAGGGAAGAAAAUGUCCAGAUCCCCCAGCCUGUCUCCAACCAUUUUAAGUCUAAAGAAUUAUAAUCCUCAAUCCCACAUCAUGUCACACCUGUAAAUAGGGGCAAAUUAAGCAAUCAAUUUUAAUUAUUCUGUAGUUUAAAAUCCAAAUGUCAAGGAACUGUUUUGAUCCUGAAGGCUGUUUAAUCCACUGUCUCCUGUGAGGCCUCACAAGUGUUGGUGGUAAAGAAAACAGCAAUGAGGAAGAUCCUGGGUUACUGUGUAUGUUCAGCAAGAGAGCUUGCCUAUCCCUGGGUUAUUUCAUAAAAUCACAUGUUAAUACAUUGCUUUCAGAAUGAAAUACUGACUUGAUUUGAUAAGAGAAAAUGGUAGUAUUUCAUAGUUAUUUUCAAAAGAGAAAUUUAAAUGUUAACUGUUUUCUCCUUAGUUUAAGAAUUUAGUUUUGCACCCCAUUGACUUUGUCAUUUGCAAUUUUAAAAAUAUUUGGAAGAUAUCUGUAAAAAGUCAAAGUUAAAAUGAAGUUAUAUCUGUUUGGAAUAGCACUUUGCCCUAAAUAUCAUUUUUUGAAUUUUCAAGCCUAAAGAUUUUAAAAAAUAUAAAUAGUUACAAGUAUUCUUAUACAUAUUUUUUCAUCAUAAUCACAACAAAAUUUUGUUUAUGUGGUUCUGCAAUAUAAUUCCUGUGAAGUAUUAUAAGUAUUUAUGAAAAAUGAGCAUAAUGAUAAGGACUUUUAAAGAUUUUGUAUGGGAGAUUUGACUUUAAACAUGCGUAGAUUUGCAUUUUGCUUUCUCUUUUGAAGCAGCAUUUUUAGAAAAACAGUAAGAAAAAUGUACAUCUUAAGGUCUACUAUUUUACAUUUAUACACAGAAUUUUACUGUUAAUGUUCCAUGUGCCUAUACUGUUUAUUUCAAAACUGAGAAAUUCAUGAGAAUGGUGUAUUUUGUGGAAUCAAGAACAAAAUUGUAGUGGGAUAAUUUUACAUCUUAAAUUUUUCUUUCUACUACCCUAAGUUCUACUUUGGAAUUAUCUGAGUAGAAAAGCAGAAGACAUGAUCUAACUUUGUAGAUAUACUGUAUGAUUGGGUUCUUUGUUCAGAUUGCAGUUUCAUUAAUAGAUGAAAUAUUUAUGCUAAUAUUUUCUUAUUUCAAAAGCAAAAUAAAAUGAGUUUAUUGUCCUGUG